AUGAGCUCCCAGGUCCGCCAGAACUACCAUGCCAAGAGCGAAGCCGGCAUGAACCGCCUGGUCAACCAGCUCCUCCACACCAGCUACACCUAUUUGUCCUUGGGUUAUUAUUUCACCCGGGACAAUGUGGCGCUGUCCAAGUUUGCGUCCUUUUCCCAGCACGUGUCUGAGGAGAAACAUGAACAAGCUGAGAAACUCCUGACCUUUCAAAACCAUCAUGGGGAGAGAGCCGUUCUGCUGGAUGUCAAAAAUCCAGAACAGGACGAAUGGGGGAACAGAGCCUCUGCUGUGGCCUUUGCCCUUCAGGUGGAGAAGAGCGUGAACCAGGCCCUGCUGGAUUUGCACAAGCUUGCUUCUCGCCAUGUGGAUCCUCACACAUGUGACUUCCUGGAGACUCCCUACCUCGACGCGGAGGUGAAGCUGAUCAAGAAGGUGGGCUAUCACAUGACCAACCUGAAGCGGGUGUGAGCCAGCAAGGACGGCCUGGGCGAGUACCUCUUCGAUCGCCUCACCUUGGGCGAGUCCAGCGACUGAGCAGCGGAGUGCUGGCUCCCUCCAGAGUCCUCCGGCCAACUUGCCCAGCUGUGUUGCUCUG
Molecule: messenger RNA, 595 nt
Organism: Euleptes europaea (tarantolino)
Lineage: Eukaryota; Metazoa; Chordata; Lepidosauria; Squamata; Sphaerodactylidae
Product: ferritin light chain, oocyte isoform-like
Exons: 1
Coding region: 1-468 (155 amino acids)
Biological process (GO): iron ion transport; intracellular iron ion homeostasis
Cellular component (GO): cytoplasm
Molecular function (GO): ferric iron binding; ferrous iron binding
Source: RefSeq, a predicted model, not a curated record